AUGAACCAAAGUCUCAUCGAUAAAAAAUCGAUUUUGGAUGAGAAAUGCGAAACAAAACUAGAGAUUGAGGAUUCAGUUGCUGCGAGAACAAAAGAAAUUGCGAAACGUCCAAAGCGUGAACGUAGUCCUCCUAUUCAAUUAUCUCAACCAGCUCCAAAAAGUAAAAAACCCAAAGAAAUUGUACCAAAACAGCAAGAUAAGGCAAAAUGGACAAUGGAAGAACAAAAACAAUUUUUUUCCGCUCUACGAAUUUAUGGAAAAAAUUUUGAAGCACUAGGACGAUGCUUUAAUGCGCGACGAAGUUUGGUGAAUCCCGACGCGCAAAAACGAACAAAUGGACAAAUUCGCUGUUUCUAUUAUCGUUCGUUUAGAACAGUUUCAAAACUUUGUACAUUGACUGAUGGUUUUGAUAAAAAACCCACGAUAAUGGUAUUACAUCAGCUGAUUCGUAAUGGCAAUGCAUUUCUUCGUGUCAAAGGUCAUCGAGAACAUGUUUCAAUAAUUGGAAAAGCUCUAAAACCUCCGAAAGCAUCAACUGCUAUAAGUUCCACAAAACAAUCGGAUCGCCCAUUGCCGAAUCAUGUCAAAGUAUUACUGAGUCCGGCAAAUAGUUUUGCUUACAUGCGUGUUGGUCUUGCCAUGCGUCAUCCGCACGUUGAAAUGACACUAUCUCAAACGACAACGAUAUUCGAAUUAUCUGAUAAAUUAACACAAUACUGGCAGCUGAAUACACAAGCAGCAUCUUUAUUUAAAGCAUCAUGUUCUCAGUCCAAUAUUAAUGAUGAACAACACAAUGAAUAUAUUGAACAAAUCAUUUUGUAUCCGCAUCGUAUCUAUUCAUCAUCUGUUUGUCAAGAUACAGCAGUAUCAGCACUAGUAUCAACAACAGAUGACCUCAUAAAAAAGACUAUAAACGAACAAUUGAAUGCACGAUGUCGUUCCACAUCUGACUCGGAAAAGUCAUGUUCAUCCACAACAAAAUCUUUACCUACUGCUGACAAUAAUAACUGCGUCGAUAUUUCAUCAAUUACAACUCCAACAUUAACAACACGCAAAAGAAAUAAUUUAUCAGAAAGUGAAAUGAUAUCUGAUUUACCACUUCAGAAAAAAUUGUCACCACCACCACCAGUAUCCUCUUUAUUAUCACUGCCAUCUGGAUUAAAUAAGUCAAGUUUAGCACGUACGGCAAUGAUUAUGGCAGCAAAAAAAGCAGCAUAUAAUCAAGAGACUACAAAUGAACACGGAUUUAUGCUGUCGAAUUUGGAUAUAACUGAAGAUGAAGCAGAUAGCAGUGGUAAUUCUAAUCUUUUAUUUAAACAUCGUUAUGAUAUAAUUAAUUUAAAUGAAGAGGUGUGUUCCGAGGAUGAAGUUGACACUGAUAUGAUUGCUGUUCACAAUGAAAUGGAAAUUGAUAUUCCACUGGCAAGUAAACAAAUUGAAAUAACUGUUAAUAAUGAUGUCAACAAUAUUCAAAUCACACCUGCACCCAUGAUACCAACAACUCCAAAAAUCACCAUGGCUGAUUUACGUAACGGUAUUAGUCGAACAAAUAAUUUUCUCUCUUCGUUAACUAUUGGUCAAAUUCAUAAAAUGUUCCAACGUCCAAAAGAACUUCGUUUUGUUUACGAUUUUACUCGACGAAAUAACAUUGCCAAUAAAGAUGAAGAUGAUCUGACAUUUUUACAUUAUAUUAUUCAAUUAGCUAAUCAAUGUUUAGUUAAUUUAACAGUCCAAAAAGAAACAAAAACGAUGACGAAAAAAUCUACAAAAAAACAACGUACAAAAUGUUUAUGUAGUUGUUGUAAUCAUCAUGGAAAAGAUAAUAAUCGACGUAUAACACCUACAACAACUAAAAUUGUUUCAAACUCGAAUGAAAAAAAUUUAAUAAAAAAUGAUGUAAAUAUAUUAUUACAGACACCAAAACAAUUGCCGAAUGACUAUGAAUCUAAUGUCCAAUACCCUCAUGAACAAAUUCAACAAAAUUCUAAUAUUACAAUCAAUGUACAAUCAAUGGAUGAUUUAGACAAUGUAUUAAUACCCGAGCAAAAUCUUCUUUCACCAUUUUCUUGGCCAACAACGUAUUUGUCAACCUUCGAACAACAACAGCAGACAACAAUUAAUUCAUUACUUACAACAAGCGUCUCAGCGUCCAAUCCUUUAUCGAACAGUAACCAUAGUGGCAUUACAACAACCGUUACAACUUCGAAUUCAAAUAAUAUUCGAUUAAAUUCGACAAAUUCAGUAAUUCAACCAAUUGAUGAUCCAUUAAUUCAAUCUUUGGCUGCAGAGCAAGCAGCGACGGCAGCUAAACGAAUGAUGAAUGAUUCAACCUUUUUAUCUGGACACAAACGAGUAAGAAAACCGCUACGAUAUGGUGAUCAAGCUAUUCGGGCAUCAAAUAUGCAAACAUUACUCAGUGAUGCAGUUCAAAAUGCAUUGGCAGCAAAUAAUCUUGUAUCGGCAAAAACACAGUCAAUGCAGCAAAAGCAAGAUAAUAAAUCAUUCUUGACCACAAUAAAAAAUGAUAGGCGAAAAAUGAGUAACGUUGAUUUUGAAUUUGAUCAAACCACAAUAGUCAAUGCCGCUUUACAGAGCAAAGAUUCACGACUUCGAUUAGAUUGUGAUUGGCCAGAUGAGAUGUCUGAUCUUUCAUUAGGCAGUUUUAGAGAUGUCCUAGAGCAUAAUUCAACAUUACAAUCACCAGAAGAUAUCGACUUUCAUAGCAUGAUAACAAACGAUGAUAAAUAUGUUAAUGACUGGUUAAUUAAAAAAUAUCAUGAUGAUUUUGUUUCGAAAAGCAAUGAUCAGGUAGGUCUGUUGAAUAUUCAUUACAUUAUUGCUGAUUGUGGUGGUGAAUUUAAAGUAUUGUGUUAUUUUUCAUCGUGGACUGGAAUUCAUCCAGAGCCAAAAGUGUGUACACAUAUUAUUUAUACAUUUGCACGAAUCGAAGAAGAUAAUACAUUAACAGGUGUAUGGUCAAAUCCAUUAAAAGAAUUUAAAUUAAAUAAAGAUCCAGAUGUCAAGAUUUUAUUAGCAAUAGGUGGACAAGAUUAUGCGAUAAAACGUGCCGAUGAAAUGAUGUCAAAAAAUGAAUCACGAAGUAAAUUUGUUAUAUCAACAACAAAACUCUUACGUACACAUGAAUUCGAUGGUAUUGAUCUUAAUUUUGAACCAUCGGAAGCACUUGGACUCUCACAAACACCUAAUCCACCACUCAUUGAAGAUAAAAAUAAAUUAACAAAUCUUUGUCGUGAAUUACAAGAAGAAUAUGCCGCAGAAGCCGAAAGAACGGGACGUCAACGUUUAUUAAUUACAGUAACAACGUCUGGUAUAAAAAAACAUUUAGAAUCACGUUAUGAUGUCGAAGAACUUUCAAAAUGUGCUGAUUGGCUCAAUAUACAAGGUUUUGAUUAUCGUGGUUCCCAGGAUAAAAUAGCCGAACAUCCAAGUUCAUUAUAUUCAGCUACAACACAUAGUGGUGCUGAUUUAGAUCUUAAUCAAGCUGCCUCUAUUCGAUAUUUAGUAUCAUCAAAUAAUGUACAACCAUCAAAAUUACUAUUGGGUCUACCGGUUUUUGGUAAAAAGUUUCGACUAACUAGUGAUUUACAUGAUAUUGGAUCACCAGCAAAUUGUUUACAAAGUGCUAGUUAUACAGAAUUAUGUCGUAAUUUAGUGUCUGGUUGGCAACAUGUUUGGCUAGAUGAUAGAAAAGUGCCAAUUAUGAUUAAAGGUGAUGAAGUUAUUGGAUAUGACGAUCCGAAAAGUAUAGCGCUCAAGGUGAACUACGCCAAAGAUCAAGGUCUAUCCGGUGUAUUUUUGUAUCCAGUUAAUUUUGAUGACAGUAGUGGUCAAUCAUGCAAUCAAGGACAUUUUCCUCUCGUACAAGCAGCAAAAACGGCUGUCGCCAAUUAUACCGUGCCGUGCAUUGCACCCACUGAACCGCCAUUAAAUACUACUGCACAACCACGAAACAGGACAAAAUUAAUAACACCAAAAUGGAAAUCAUCACGCUCAGAUUAUCUUACAAAUCAUAAUAAAUAUCAUCGAAAAUCAAAUUCGUCAUCGUCGCCAUUAAAAACAUCAGUUCUAGUGGUAUUAAAUUUAUGUACUUUUUACUUGAUGAUAAUUAGUUUAUACUGA
This is a messenger RNA of Didymodactylos carnosus, 4140 nucleotides long. The record is from the annotation of a GenBank genome assembly. Lineage: Eukaryota; Metazoa; Rotifera; Eurotatoria; Philodinida; Philodinidae.